Messenger RNA from Pieris macdunnoughi, 3507 nucleotides. Lineage: Eukaryota; Metazoa; Arthropoda; Insecta; Lepidoptera; Pieridae. The record is from the annotation of a GenBank genome assembly.
AUGGAAUAUUCUUGGCAUAUGGAGGACGAGAAUAGAGAAACUACACGGCCUAGGCCAUCGGGAAGAAAUCAAGGUCCAGGUCUGAUAGACGAGUUGGAGGCUUACAUGGCGCCGGUUAGCGAAAACUGCUACGCGCCGCAGCCUCUGGAUGCACGCCGAAUCGGCGGGCACCAAUUGCCUGAUAGUCCACCAGACUCGGGUUCAGAGAACCCCUAUAGUCCAGACACACAUGUCUCACAUAGUAUUGCGGUCUCCCAGACGAUACUGGCUCCAGAUUAUAUGCUACUGCCUGAGCAUCUUAACAUUCAUGAGGUCCUCCAAAACGAAGAGUACAUAUACGAUGAAAUAAAAGACAAUAUAGAGCAGGAUGUUCUAAGAAAUGAUGUAGUUGUGAUGCAGGAGUCAGACUUAGGCCUGAGAAGCGUCAGACAUGAGCUUGGAUUGGAGCCGGUGUAUCAGAACAGGUACAGCCAAAUGCGAGUAGACAUGCCGGAUAUAGAACCGGGUCUGAUGACGACACAGCUCGUGUCAUUAGGCCAUGAAGUCACACCAGUGUACACCAACCUGCAAGAACCGAAGAAGAGGAAACUUUCGCAGGAUGUUAAAUGUGAACCAGCGGCCCUCUCCCCGGAAAACAUAGUCCGUCCCCCACCUUCAGUAGACGGUUCAGAGGCUGGUGAUGAUGUUCCACAGCAGAGUAUACGCUUCAGCCACUUCCAACAGGCCUCGUGGCACGCUCUGUUUGAUAGUAAUUUGAAGCCAAUCUUGCCCCCGUCCUACAUAGUGGGUGCCGACAAAGGCUUUAACUAUUCCCAAAUAGACGAAGCCUUCGUCUGCCAGAAGAAGAACCACUUCCAGGUCACAUGCCAGAUGCAAGUGUCAGGCGACCCGCAGUAUACGAAGACUGUGGACGGAUAUAAGAAGAUUAACAGCUUUUGUUUACAUUUUUAUGGAGUCAAGGCUGAAGAUCCAAGUCAAGAAGUGCGGAUAGAACAGAGUCAAUCCGACAGAACAAAGAAGCCAUUUCAUCCCGUCCCUGUGGAACUCCGUCGUGAAGGCUCUAAAAUAACUGUUGGUCGACUGCAUUUUGCGGAAACGACGAACAACAAUAUGCGGAAGAAGGGUCGUCCCAACCCUGACCAGAGGCACUUCCAGCUGGUUGUAGCCCUCAAGGCUCACACGGCUACCAGUGAAUAUAUUGUGGCUGCUCAUGCGAGUGACAGGAUUAUUGUACGGGCAUCAAAUCCCGGCCAAUUCGAGUCUGACUGUUCAGAGAAUUGGUGGCAGCGAGGAGUGUCGGAGAACAGCGUGCAUUUCAACGGACGAGUUGGGAUUAACACGGACAGACCGGACGAGAGCUGUGUUAUUAAUGGUAACCUGAAAGUGAUGGGUCAUAUAGUGCAUCCGUCAGACGCACGCGCAAAGCAUGAUAUUGUGGAAUUGGACACUGCGCAACAGUUGAAGAAUGUUGCGAACAUACGCGUUGUUAAAUUCAACUACGACCCAUCGUUCGCGGAACAUUCGGGCCUAGUGGGCUGGGACCCACGGACCACUUCGCGUGACACGGGUGUACUGGCACAGGAAGUUAGGAAAGUGUUACCCGACGCCGUAAAAGAGGCCGGCGAUGUCACAUUACCCAACGGAGAUACGAUUCCCAAGUUUUUGGUUGUUAACAAGGAUCGUAUCUUCAUGGAGAACUUAGGUGCUGUCAAGGAGCUGUGCAAGGUGACGGGGCACCUGGAGUCACGGAUAGAUCAGCUCGAGAAGAUGAACAGACGACUCUGCAAGAUUGGACUGCAGCGGAGAGACAGUGCGAGGUCCAGUGCUAGUAACGACUCCCGUUUCUCAGGACUCUCGGCAUCCUCGAAGUCAUUCUACAGCGAUGGCAAUAUUUCCAUAGACCAAAUACGUGAUAUCGCGCGUUCAAUACGCCGACACGAGGGUUGCCAUAAACUCAGUCACAACUCCCCGAAAUACACCCGAAAACAGUGCAAAAAUUGUCAAGUUUACUCGAAAUAUGGAAAAUAUUAUAACUAUAAUAAAACAUGUGUUAGAUAUCAUUCGAAAUCGGAGAAAUCUGAAAAUUUGGACAGCAAUUAUCCUACGUACGUAAGUACGUUGGAAACUCCACAAAAAAUGCCAGACGAAAUAAGUACGAGGAAGGAGUCGUGUCUAUGGAUGAGAGAUGUUGCUUAUGGCAACAUGUGUUGCGGAAAAAAGUAUGGAUAUGAUGGCAAUGAACUGAUUUCGAAUAAACUGUUACAAAUUGUAAUAACUAUAUUGGUGUUUAUUAUGGCUGUGUGUCUCGUCGUAAUGUCAGCUCUAUACUUCCGGGAGCACCAAGAACUAUUGUCUAUGAAGGAGAUACGGAUGCACGAGAAAUUUUCAAACUACCCACAUUAUGGAAAGUUUAAUUUAAACAAUGCGCCCGUACAUAGAGCAACGCCGCCUGAUCAAAACCAAAUACAGAAUUCAAAACCUCAACAUGCAGCUACGAAGAAAACAGCGAAAGAGAAAGGUCCUCACAAGAACCCGGAGUUUACAUCAAUAGAUCCGCCACUCCCGACUUUGACCACGCUUCAUGCAUCUAGGAACUACGUUAAAAAUGUCUUACACAUGGAACAAACUUCGACGACCCCUCGUUGGGAGGGACCAAUUUCCAUCAGUCGCAUCGCAGACGUCAUUGGAGGAGGAUGUGCUUUCACUAUCAACACGGACAACGAGUUGGAUGCGGAGUGUCAGUCGUCGUGCCUAGACGCCCCACAGACCUAUGAAAGUCAGGAACCUUUGGAGCGCGGAAAACCCGACAAAGUGCUCAAUGAAACCUACUCUAGACCACUAGAGCCUAUUAUCAAAGAGAAAAUUAUUACACCAGUCAUUGCUGAUAAAAACACAUCGGAGAUAAAAGAGGAGAUGAAGAAACAUUUAAAAGAAGAAAUUAUAGCGGAGUCGAACUUCCUAGACGCCAAGAAUAUUAGUGAGGGAAGAAUGAAGAGGGAAGUCGAAGUGGGGGAGGAGGGAGAAGGGAUUUUGAAGAGCAGUUCGGAGGAGAUGAUAUUAAGUCAAUCGGACGAGAUUGGACGAGAAUGCGACACGAUUUCAGUGGGAAUAAGCAGUAAAUCGAUUUCAAAUAUAACCGUAUUCACUGAGUCAGUUUGCGCACGCGCACCACACAACUAUACAUACUCUAUCCCGCUCUCUCAUUGUUUGCAUCAUAAGCACGUGGAUAUAUUAUUCAGAUCGUCAAAACUCCGCGAUCUCCGUCUAUGCGAUCUCCAAUGCAAAUACGACACGAACAAGAACUGUCAACUUAACAAAGACAUAGCGAAGCCUCUUCCGAGCAUGGAUGUGUGGUCUUCGAAGCUCACACUCGAGUGUAACAUGGACCGGACGUUGAAGCUACGAGGCAGUUUUGUCCCUAUCAAGGAAUUAUGCUACUUGAAUGCAGAGAGCAAAAUACAGUUCGUCGAAUUCAAUAUACACAUCUACAGAGAUUGCCAUAAUUAA